This is a messenger RNA of Haemorhous mexicanus (house finch), 2833 nucleotides long. RefSeq names its product solute carrier family 35 member E1 (gene SLC35E1). Lineage: Eukaryota; Metazoa; Chordata; Aves; Passeriformes; Fringillidae. Gene Ontology annotation, cellular component: Golgi apparatus. The record is from RefSeq and is a predicted model, not a curated record. Gene Ontology annotation, molecular function: antiporter activity. The transcript is spliced from 6 exons. Bases 16 to 1227 code for a protein of 403 amino acids.
GGCGGCUGCGGAGCGAUGGCGGCGCCGCUGGCGGCUCCGGGCGGCGCCGGGGCCGGGCCCGGGCCCGGGGCGGGGGCGGCGCGGGGCGGGCGCGGGCCGGCGCUGCGGGAGGGGGCGCGGGUGUCGGCGCUGUGCCUCGCCUGGUACGGGCUGAGCGCCGGCGGCAACGUGGUCAACAAGCUGCUGCUGGGCGGCUUCCCGCGGCCCGUCACCGUCUCGCUGUUCCACAUCCUGGGGCUCUGCGGGCUCCUGCCGCCGCUGCUCCGCGCCUGGCGCGUCCCGCCCGCCGGCCCCGCGCAGCUGCCGCCCCGCGCCUACCCCCGCUACAUCCUCCCGCUGGCCUUCGGCAAGUACUUCGCCUCCGUGUCCGCGCACGUCUCGCUCUGGAGGGUGCCCGUGUCCUACGCGCACACAGUGAAAGCCACCAUGCCCAUCUGGGUGGUUCUGCUGUCACGGAUCAUCAUGAAGGAGAAGCAGACGACGAAGGUGUACCUGUCUCUGAUCCCCAUCAUCACUGGUGUCCUGCUGGCCACGGUCACAGAGCUGUCCUUUGACAUGUGGGGACUCAUCAGUGCACUUGCUGCUACCCUGUGCUUUUCACUUCAGAACAUCUUCUCAAAGAAGGUGUUGAGGGAUUCCCGAAUUCAUCACCUUCGGCUGCUGAACAUCCUCGGCUGCCACGCUGUGUUCUUCAUGAUCCCUACCUGGGUCCUGGUGGAUCUUUCUUCCUUCUUGGUAGAGAAUGACUUGAGCUCCAUGUCUCAUUGGUCCUGGACCUUGAUGCUGCUUAUCAUCAGUGGAUUCUGUAAUUUUGCCCAGAAUGUGAUUGCCUUCAGCAUCCUUAACCUGAUCAGCCCCCUGAGUUACUCAGUGGCCAAUGCCACCAAGAGGAUCAUGGUGAUCACCGUGUCCCUGAUCAUGCUGCGCAACCCCGUCACCAGCACCAACGUCCUGGGCAUGAUGACAGCCAUCCUGGGGGUCUUCCUCUACAACAAGACAAAAUACGAUGCAAACCAAGAGGCCAAGAAGCAGCAGCUUCUCCCAGUGACCACUGGAGACCUGGUGAACUUGGAAAGGCACCGAAAUCCUGCUGAGAAGUCCCAGAAUGGACUCGCAGCCUUUGGCCAGCACGGGGACUUCCUGCGCAGCAACGUCCUCACAGAGCACUUCCAGUACAGCAGGCAGAACUAUCCCACAGCCUACAACCUGAACAGGUUUGAUAUUUAGGAUCCUGGCCCACAGGCACAGACUGUGGUAGCAGAGUGUCCCCAGCAUUAUCAGAACACUUCCAGUACAUCCAUGAAUGUCACGGAGCCAUUGAAGUGUGCAGGGCUGGCAGCAGGAGAGGGGCAGGGGAGUGGUGCAGGAGCUGCAGCUGCUGCUGGGCAGAGCUUUAAACCUGGAACAGCCACACCUGGAGCAGCUUUAAACCUGGAACAGCUUUAAACCUGGAACAGCCAGCCCUGACACUGGAACCAAACCCACAGGGAGUGACACUCUGCACGUGGCACUGCUGAGUGGAACAUCUGUCACUGCUCCUUUCAGAGUCUGCCAGCUCCUUGUUCUCUUGGCAGCUGAAUUCUGGCCAGUAUCUCCUUUCCAUGCUGGUAAUGUCACCUCUGACUUGUUCUCUAAUAAUGGUUCAAUGAUCCUUUAAAUGAAGCUUUCAGGAAGAAGUGAAAGCAAGGGGUACUGGUGCUGAUCAGGAUUUGUCUGGGGUGCAUCAGCUGCAGGCAGGUAAAGUCGAGUUCAUCUCCAGUAUCUGUGCAACUCCUUGUGGAUCUUCACAACUCUUGUGCCUCUGCCUUCAGCCCUGCAUGAGAAACCAGAAGUGUUUCUGCAGGAGCAGGCAGGGGAAGGAUUGAUCUCUCCCAGAGCUGCUUCAGGAAAAAACCCAGUUCUCCAAAUCACUGCUCAUGGCAGAGAACAGCCAAGCCCAGCCCAAAACCAUCAUUGUUUUCUCAAUCAUGUAGUCCUGUAACUGCAGACAUUGCUGUCCCCUGGCCAUGCAGGAAACUCCUUCACAAAUAAAAGUGUUUGGAAUAAUAUGAUUUUAUUUUUUUACUUGCUUCACACCUGUUCUUUCAAAACCCUUCUGUUGCUUUAGAAAUUGAAAGGUGCAAAGUGUUUUGUUCUCAGUUUUAUGCAUAAGUUAGAGUCUCUUAUAUGAGUUAUAUCUUUUGAAUGCAUUGAUUUGAACAAGCAUCAUUAUUAAUUGUCUCCUAAAUCUUUUUAGCCCCUAAUUGUUUGGGUUUUUUAAAUUUCUUAAUCCCUGCUGUUGGAGUAGCUGUGUGGAUUUAGGCUGACUUCCACUUCCUGCUGAAAGAAGUUAAAUUUUGUAUCCUGUGCUGUUCCUGCAACUCCCCUGGCUCGAAUAGGAAAUGAAAGAAAAACUGUUUGAAUCAGCAGUAAGUAGAUAAUUUAUGGCUAAGAACUGAUUGAGAAUAAAUUCUAGACAAGGUGAUUGUGUGUGUCAGGUACUGCAUUUGUCAUGGAAGGGAUGAACCUUGGCUUUCCUUCCUCCGAGUGAAACUCCUUGGAAUGAAGUGAAACCCAACCUGGGACUUGGGUUUCACUGAAUCAGAAUUUUCUGUCAUUGCUUUAGUAAAAGAUUUUAGGGGCCUUCUUUCCUUCCCAGACUGUUGUACAGUGAGACUUUGAUAGCAUAAGUUUUAUGCUUUUAACCAGAGAGGUACCAGACACCAGUGACAAAAUCCAGGGUGUGUCACAGAACACUCCUCUUAUUUAUUGCUUUAAAAUGACCAUUUCCAUGAUGUGAGAUGAUGAUUUGGCUCCUUUCUGGAUAAUAAAGAAUUUAUUUUUAAGUGCAAAA